Botrytis deweyae is the source of this 1080-nucleotide messenger RNA. RefSeq lists its product as uncharacterized. Gene Ontology annotation, molecular function: protein binding. The transcript has a single exon. The record is from RefSeq and is a predicted model, not a curated record. The coding region runs from base 1 to 1080 and encodes 359 amino acids. Lineage: Eukaryota; Fungi; Ascomycota; Leotiomycetes; Helotiales; Sclerotiniaceae.
AUGGAUACUAUCAUCAAGACCUUCGCGCCGAUAGCGAUAAAAGAAGUCACCGCUUACCUUUCGAAGAAAGCCACAUCUCCAUCAACCGAAUUGGCAAAGGCAGCAUAUGAGGGUAAUACAAGCGCAGUCAAAAAUAUUCUUUCCCAAGAUCACCUGAUAGAUAUGGCACCAGCACUCGUCGCGGCUAGUAGUGCAGGAAAAAUGGAGGUUCUUGAUAUUCUCCUUGAUCCUCCACGUCGUCCACGAUCAGAAAGUUCCCGCCAUAAGGAUGUAGUAAAGAAAACAGACGUGAAUGUGUGGUCGCAACAUAUUACGCCUCUGAUAGCGGCAGUGCAAACACAUCAUGUGAAAACAACUGAUUUAUUACUGGAGGCUGGAGCUGACACUUCGAUGGCACCAAAAGGCGGAGAGACUGUUCUUCAUAUCGCGGCGAGGAUCGGAGAUUUGGAAAUGGUGAAGCUUUUGGUAGAAUAUGAAGCAUAUUUGGAGGCCAAAGACGGUUGGGGUAAUACACCACUCCUCUCUGCCUCUAGAUGGGGCCAUCCGCAUACAAUCAAAUAUUUGUUAGCAAAGGGAGCAGAUAUUGAAGCUAGGGAUAUGAAAGGCUCUACAGCAUUAUUAUUGGCGUGUCGACACGAUUGUGUUGAGGCUGUGAGAGUCUUGAUUAAUAGCGAUGCAAAUGUAAGAGUCAGGGACAAAAAGGGAAGAGGUCCAUUACAUCGAGCGAUCGCUGGAGUUGACUUCAUUGAUGGAGUACAUGCCAAAGUGAAGGAGGAUAUGGUAAGACUAUUGAUAAAUUCAGGUGCAGAUCCAAAGGCGAGAGAUAAGGAAGGAAAAAGACCUGCGGAUAUGGUUGGAUUUUUAAGGGGUGGAGAUGGGGUGAGGCGUCUGUUAAGCUCUGGAAGUGUGCCGCAUUCUAGAGAGAGGACGCCAGAACACAGUAGGCAUGGAAGUCGGACAGGAUCUCCCUAUGGUGAUAGAUCUCGACAUUCUCAUGAGCCUAGUCAUCAUAGUUCUAGGAAAGAUCAACAUCUGUCGCCUUUAGCUGGUGAUGUGAUGACCGGCUAUGAUCGGGACUGA